This is a messenger RNA of Phycodurus eques (leafy seadragon), 1388 nucleotides long. RefSeq names its product lipid transferase CIDEC-like. The transcript has 8 exons. NCBI's taxonomy places the organism in Eukaryota, Metazoa, Chordata, Actinopteri, Syngnathiformes, Syngnathidae. Gene Ontology annotation, biological process: regulation of apoptotic process; apoptotic process. The record is from RefSeq and is a predicted model, not a curated record. Bases 350 to 1189 code for a protein of 279 amino acids.
GAGUUAAAUUCGGCGCCGUAUGUCGGAAACUGCAGCAGCACACAACUGACACAGAUGGUGUCAGUCCAGGACAUUCAAGGGGGAUGGCCAUGGAGUGCUGCGCAAUGACUCUGAUGACAUGCAACUUGCUUAACAGUACAAGGUUCACUGGCCAGAUGUUGCAGUGAUUCACAGUUGUCUGGAGAAGGAAGGGCGUGUGUGUGUGUGUGUGUUCUCUGAGAAUUAACGUCACAAUUGAAGAUAACUGCGACAAUAGCAAGGAUUAUUUUGGAGGAGUCAAUUGGGAGAGCCGGUCCAGCUUUCUAUUUACACUGUUUGUCAGGCAGGUUGUGGUGCUCUCUCUCCAGUGAUGGAUUAUGCUAGGAAGUCUCUCGACCUCCUGGCCCUGUCUUCCUUCUCCAAGUGUGUGACUGCCAGCAUGUCAGCCAGUGCCUCCAUGACACAGCAGCUUCUGUCACGACGACCACCUCGUCCAAAACCUUUCCGGGUGACUAAUGCUGACCGCAGUUUGAAGAAGGGCAUCAUGGCGGAUGCGUUAGAAGACCUGAUCAACAAGGUGAGCGAUUCAUUAAAUGUGCUGUGUGCCAGUGGCUUGGUGCUCGAUGAAGAUGGCACAGGUGUGGACACGGAGGAGUUCUUUGCCACGCUGCCUGAAAACACUGUCCUCAUGGUGCUAGAGAAAGGACAGAAGUGGAACCCAUAUCAGAACAGCCCCUCCAGAGACGAGCUCUGCAAACGCAGGGCGCACCACCGGACAGAUGUGGCCAAGCUGACCUUUGACCUGUACAAGAACAACCCCAGCGAUUUCAUUGGCUGCUUGAAUGUCAAGGCAACACUGUAUGGUGUUUAUUCCUUGUCCUAUGAAGUGCGCUGUUAUGAGGCCAAAAAGAUGCUGAAGGAGGCUUUGCGGUGGACCGUUUUCUCCAUGCAGGCCACUGGCCACAUCCUGCUGGGCUCCUCCUGGUACAUGGAGCAGCUUCUGGAAGAGGAGCGAGGAGAGGAAAGCGCAGAGGGGAGCCUGAUCCUGCAUCAGGGGAGCCGAAUCGGCUGUGUAUGGCAAAGUGGUGCCUGGUCAAGUCGGCGUAAUUGGCAACAGGUCCAGCGGUCUCUCCCCUGCACCCCUAAUUGUUCCCUGGCUGCCUCUGUCCUGUCGGCUGGAGUGAGGGCUCGUGGAAAUGAAUAUUACUGAAUGAAAACUGGAUGGCGCAGUUGGUUAGACAAGUGCCAAAGACGGUGCAAUAAACUGGAUGGCUCUGACAAAUUGCCUUAGAGGUUGACUGAGUGGAAAGUCACGAUACACCAUACCUGUCUAAUUCGUUGUUGUUUUUUAGUAUAGAUGCUCUAUAAACAGUGGGGACAGCACAACAAAAAAUGAAUUUGAAAGUGUA